AUGGAUGAAGGAGAUGCCAGUGAUCUCAGUGACCUGGAUAUCGUCAAGCAUACUGCCAGACAAGUCAGCUUACUCGACACUCUCAACGGAUCAGAUGGCACAGACAGUGAUCUCCUAAACUCGGACGACUCUAACAAAGCUGCUCGAAAGCGUCCGAGGGAUGACGACGGUGAUCGACUGAAGUUUGAUGUUGAUGAAGACCCUGACGAUGCCUUCCAAAAGUUCAAGUCUCGCAAGUCCGACCAACGCAAAGCCGAUGCCGCUCGAGCAAAGAAGUCAAAAGCAAAAGCCAACGCCAUUGUCGGCAGGAAAAAGCAGACUUUACUUGAGACGAAGAAACCGCACCAGCGAAAAUUCAGAAGUGAUACCUACGGAACCGAUUCUGAAGAUGAAUUGCCCGAAAGCACUUUGCCCGCAUUCUUGCAGACUCGAAAGACCAAGUGGAACCAAGACCACGAGAAACUCGGAGAAAACGUCCUUUCGAAACCUCCCAACUAUGAUGGCGUCUACUUUUCGGAUGAUGAAAGAUUGGAAGUACUACAGGAACGACCCAUGUUUCGCGAUAUCGAGCCUUCACAACCCUACGAAGAUGUUGAGAUGAAGGACUCGCAGGGUGUGAUUCCCGCUCCCAUCGCCCAGUACCUGCGAAACUAUCAGAUAGAUGGUGCCAGAUUCUUGCACGAGCUCUUCGUGUUCCAAGAGGGCGGUAUCCUUGGUGAUGACAUGGGCUUGGGCAAGACCAUCCAGGUCAUCGCUUUCCUGACAGCAGCUUUCGGCAAAACUGCAGAUGAGCGUGACUUCAAACGUAUGCGCAAGAUGCGACGUGGUGGUCAUUGGUACCCUAAAGUCCUACUCAUCUGCCCUGGUUCGCUAAUGGACAACUGGAAAGCAGAAUUUGAUCGUUGGGGCUUCUGGCACUACGACAGCUACCAUGGAACUAACGCAAGUCGUGCUUCCUCACUCUCCGCAGCCAAGACAGGUAGGCUUGAGAUCAUGAUCACGACUUACACAACGUAUCGCAUCCAACGUGACGAGAUCAACAUGGUCGAGUGGGACUGUGUCAUCGCGGAUGAAUGUCAUAUCAUCAAGGAACGCAGUUCGGAGACCAGCAAAGCUAUGAACGAGGUUAACGCCUUGUGUCGAAUUGGCCUUACUGGCACUGCUGUACAAAACAAGUACGACGAGUUCUGGACACUUCUCAACUGGACCAACCCUGGAAAAUUCGGCACCAUGGCUGAAUGGCGAACAGCUGUCAGUGGCCCGCUCAAGAUUGGGCAGUCUCACGAUACUACCAACGCACAAUUGGCAAUGUGCAGGAAGGUCGCCGUGAAGUUGGUCAAGAACCUGCUACCUCCUUACUUCAGACGUCGCAUGAAGUCUCUGAUUGCGCACCAACUACCGAAGAAGACUGAUCGAGUGGUCUUUUGUCCUCUGUCAGAAGCUCAGUCGGAAGCUUACAUGAACCUCGUUGAGAGCGACAAAAUUGACUACAUCCGACGUUCCUCUGAUCCUUGCGACUGCGGCUCUGACAAGAAGCGAGGCUGGUGUUGUUACAAGGAGAUCACCGACCGUGGCAAGUGGCAGCAUCAUGUCUUCCCUAUGAUAAUGGCUUUGCAAAAGCUCUCGAAUCAUCUUGCUCUGCUAUGUCCACAGAGCAGAGACUCGCAAGAGAUGCAAGACAAAGAAUUGGAGAAUUUGCAGUCAGCCUUGCCUGACAAUUGGCUCGAAAUGUAUCACAACCGUGAUCAGAUUACCAAUUUUGCCAAUGCAGAAUUUUGUGGCAAGUGGAAGGUGUUGCAAAAACUCAUGAAGUUUUGGCACGCGAAUGGUGACAAGGUUCUUGUUUUCAGCUACUCUGUCAGACUUCUGAAGAUGCUACAGAUGCUGUUCAAGUCGACUACCAGCUACAAUGUCUCUUAUCUCGAUGGAAGCAUGAAGUAUGAAGAUCGUACCAAGGCAGUCGAUGACUUCAACGCCAAUCCGUCCGAGUUCGUCUUCUUGAUCAGUACAAAAGCUGGUGGUGUCGGUUUGAACAUUACUUCGGCCAACAAAGUCGUCAUCUUCGAUCCGAACUGGAACCCAAGUUGGGAUCUUCAGGCCCAAGAUCGUGCUUACCGUAUUGGUCAACUUCGCGAUGUCGAGGUCUUCCGCUUGAUUUCUGCUGGUACUAUGGAAGAAAUUGUUUACGCUCGUCAAAUUUACAAACAGCAGCAGGCGAACAUUGCUUACAACGCGUCCACUGAGCGUCGCUACUUCAAGGGUGUUCAAGACACAGCUGACAAGAAGGGCGAAAUCUUCGGUCUUCUCAACAUCUUCAGUUAUGAAGGUGAGAACCUUGUCCUCCGUGACAUUGUCAACAAAACAAACAUUGCCGAAUCCAAAGCUGGCGUCAGUGUUGUCGGCCUAGACACAUCUCAGGACUCUGACGAUGAUGAAAUGGAUGAUAUCGCUAAAACUGACGAUGCCUCAAUGUUGCAACUUGCAGCUCAGAUCACUGGUGAAGGCCGCAAGAAGAAGCACGAUGACGAGCAAGACAGCGAGACGAAAAGACAAGCCCGUGCCAUUCAAGCCAUUCUCAACAUGGCAGGUGUCGAAUACACCCACGACAACAAUGAUGUGGUCGGCUCCUCAAAGAUGGAAGCUCAACUUUCUAAGCGAGCCAUGGCCGCAGGUACUGACUUCGACCUUUCUAACGAGUACGCAUUCGAGAAGUCUCAAGGCGCUAAGAACGAACUUGAAGACGAGAAAAAGAUUGCGUACAAGUACAAGCCGCCUGAGUUUGUAAAAAAGAGACUCUUCUGCUCGAUGGCGGAGUUCUAUGGAUUCGCAGAUGCUACUCAAUUUGCUCUGGCACUUGAGGGCUGGAGCGAACAGCGAAAGACCGAUUGUCUCGACAAAUUUUACAAGCACAGGAGAGAAGUCCUUGAGCGUGACGGUGCUGAGGAUGAGGAUGAGGGUGGAGAGAAGUCUUCUUUCUUCGAGUAGAACAUCUGCACUCGUAGAUAAGCUAUUGUCUACCUCUGCCAGACGCAGAUCGAUGACACAAUGAACAUACUAUCUCGACUUGCUUUUACCGCCAUAUCCUUUUAGACUACGCAGUUCUCACAACAGCUUAGUCGCACUUUCCCAAUGAUGGAGUUGUCGUCUAAAUUGCACCUUCCGAGACCAAACCUGUCUACUCUUGUGUAGUUCAAAGAAGCAGCGAUCGUGGCCAUUCUUUCCUAAUGCAUUAGUAGCACUUGCAUCGCUCCUUUUUCCGGUAUCACGUCUUCACUCUUUCCCAGAACGCCAUGUUUUGGUGCCAUCACUCCUUCCACAGAAUUUCUUGGGAUGUGAAUAUGUCUUCUCAUAGCUUUAUGUUAUUCUCGCAUUCAUCAUGGGGGAGAAAUGAGGGGACAUGAUUCCAGUAUUUGGGUAUGACGAGGUACAUCAAGGAGGGAUAGGGUAUAGUCGACAUUCACAGUAGGA
Messenger RNA from Aureobasidium subglaciale EXF-2481, 3468 nucleotides. RefSeq lists its product as uncharacterized. Bases 1 to 2985 code for a protein of 994 amino acids. NCBI's taxonomy places the organism in Eukaryota, Fungi, Ascomycota, Dothideomycetes, Dothideales, Saccotheciaceae. Gene Ontology annotation, molecular function: ATP binding; ATP-dependent chromatin remodeler activity. The transcript has a single exon. The record is from RefSeq and is a predicted model, not a curated record.